Symbiodinium necroappetens is the source of this 6909-nucleotide messenger RNA. Lineage: Eukaryota; Dinophyceae; Suessiales; Symbiodiniaceae. The record is from the annotation of a GenBank genome assembly.
AUGGGGUCCUACUAUGAAGAGGUCAGCAUGGACUCGUUUGGGGAGUCUGGAGAACAGAGCUGGAGGAGCCCGAACGCUGGGACCGGUGGUCUCUCUUCUGAUAGGGAGACGGGGCAGGACACCAGCGAGGACGGCGACUCUGGGUGGUGGGGUGGAGCACGGAAGCGGCAAUCGUGGGACGGCUGGCGCGAAGAUGGCACUCAGGAGAAGAACACCCCGGAGACUUGGGACAGCUGGGGGCAGAAGGACCGAGGAAAUGACAGCUGGAGCUCGAGGCCUGGUCAUCGACGUCGAGGUGACUGGGACGAGAACUGGUCCUGGAAGACACUUUCCGAGGCCGGCGAGGAGAAAGAAUGGACAACCUUGAGCACCAGCUCACGGCGCAGGCUCUUCGGUGACAAGGAGACGAGCGAGUACUUUGACGACCGCGAGCACGAGGAGCAGGAGGACGACAAGGGCAAGGCGAAGGUCGCUGGAGAAGGGAAGCGGGGUGGGAAAAUUUCCACCACGUAUCCCCCCCCGUUUCGCGCCAGGCCACAGGAAAGCUACCACGAACGGAAGAGGAUCGUUGAGUUCUGGAUUGGGGGAGAAGGAGAGCAGCUUCCCCCAGAAAUCAUAGGACCACGGAUGAUGGUUCAGUUGAAGGACCGGGCGGCCCAGCUUGUGAAGCACUUGUCCAUGAAGGAUGUGAAUGGCUGCGACGGGAAGGAGAAGAUCUUCCGGGCUUUGGAGAGAGCUCCGAUUAUUCGGCAGCUGGAUAAGCAUCGAGUGGACGAGCACCGGAAGCGACUACUUCGGCUGUGCAGGGCUCCUGGUGAAUCCAUGGAGUCGUAUGUGACGCGGGCUGGGAUUUACCGGAGCCACUUGGUGGGACUGGACCAGUCCCUCUCGAUGGGCGAGGCUUUCUACGUGGGGCACUUGCUGGACCACGCGCGUCUGACUCGACGCGACCGGGCGAUGAUUAAGACCCGAGCCGGCACGGACAUGAACGAGGAGUUGGUAGGAGUGGUUGUUGCAAAGGCAUUCGGAGCGCCGUGUCCGCCCCGGGUGUCCGGACAGCCUCGGGGAACGUUUGCAGCUGAGCUGGAGAUGGAGCCGGGGCUGGAAGAGGAUGUCUCGGGCGAGGAAGGCGAAGUGAAGAAGAUGAAGUUUUACAAGAAGCCGGAAGGCGGCGGAGGGGAACGCGAAGAUCGCAAGAAGCUGCUGGCAGAGCAGAUGAAGACGAGGCCCUGUCAUUCGUGUGGACAGCUGGGGCAUUGGUCUCGUGAAUGCCCGCACGCGGCCAAUCCUGCGAAGCCGGCCCAGGCAGCGUUUGGGGCCCGCUCGUCCAAGGCGACCGGGGCAACGACACUGGUUCCUGUUCCGGAAAAGGAUGAAUGGGAGCUUCUUAUGUCGCUCUACAAAGGGGCCGACGUGUCGCAGCGAGGGGCCUUCGAUGAGGCGGCAUACAAGGGGGUGACGCAUAGGGUCUUCUCGGUGGAUUUGAACAUUAAGGAAGUUAUGUGGUCCCUCAAGGAGCUAGCUUUCAAGGUGAUCUUGGACUUAGGCUGCAUGAGGUCGGUCGCCGGGGUGCAGUGGGCCAAUACAGUAUUACGUCGUUGGCAUGCCGAAGGUCGUUGGUACCAUAUCGAGAAAGAGUGUGAGGCUUUCAAGUUUGGGGACGGGGAAGUGUUGCAGAGCAAGUUUCGGCUGUCCUUUGUCGGGAGUUUCGCAAGCAAGCCAGUGGUCUACAGCUUCAGCAUCGUAGAAGGACUUCCGUAUGCAGACAACAUUGGAUGCCAUGGCGGCACCCAGGCCGCAGAGCAACCUGCCGGUGAAAGGCAGGAGGACACCGCCGGCGGCAACGGGAUCCUCGAGUGCUACCCCGUUGUCCUUGGAGGCGACGGGCUUGACUGCGGACGAGGUGGAGAUGCUCGCCAGGCAGCGUCGAGGGCCAAGGUGCAGCAGACGCGAGCGCUGACGGGAGUGUACGCCGACUACCCCAGCCUCAGCAAUGCAUGGAGCUACGAGGUGGGGCUGAACACUGUGGCGUCGGUGGCCAGCCGCAUGAGAACGUACCUCUGGAAGAAGUUGCUGUGGCAGAUCCGGGUCAAGAGGGCCAUCGAGCAGGACGGGGACCGGAGGUGGAAAAGGAAUCCUCGUUGGCUGAGCCACCUCUUUGCCAAGGAGAUCGGCAGCUUGUGGGGACACUUCGGAGCGAUGCGCCAGAAGUUGAACAAUCCCGAGGCGGGCGUGAAACAGGCCCGCGGGGUGCUGGCGUUGACGGCCAUGGUGUGCAAAGAUGCCGCUCGCUGGCGGCUCCUCGAGGUCAUUGGGGAGUCUGGGGCCUUGGGUCUAUGUGCCGGAGAUCGCGACGGUUGGGAGCUAGUUCGCAGUCCCGAGUUGGAUGCCCCCGAUUGGCGUUCCCCGACAGCUGCUAAGGCCCUGCUGGCUUUGGUUCGGCGAGAGAAGCCGGAUCUGCUCGUCAUGGCCCCGAAUGCUGGACCCUGGGGCAGUUGGUCUCGACGGCGACUCGAAGAUGAUGAUCUUUGGGAGGAGCGCCGGCGAGACUUGCCAAUCUGGAAGCUGUGCCGAGACCUUUGGCAAGUGCAAAAUGAAGCCGGCCGUUUGGUGGUGUUGGUUCAGCCGGCUGGGUCCUCGGCUUUGGAGCUGAGCUACAUGCAGGAGCGGGACAGCGUUUGCCGAGCCACGGUGUGUUUGUGCGCUUUUGGGCUAUGCGACCCGGAGAACGGCACGUAUUACCAGCGGAAAAUCACCGCGGAUGUGAACUCCCCGGUGAUGGGUCAGUGGCUGAUGAAGCAAGGGUACUGUACCCACCCGUCGGCGGAGCACCAGGUGAUCCAGGGAAAGGCCAAGGUUGGUGAUGCACUGGUGGACCGUGCCCUCUGUGCUUUAGCAUGGCCAUGGCCGUGGUGCACCAGAGUGCUGGAAGCAGCGGAAGCCGCAUGGAGCUGUCCGGUGGCCGAGGAACCGUGGCAGCUUGCCCACGCCGCCUGUGGGACUGCUUGGGAAACUGCUCCGGUGAGCGCUUCUUCACUCCCUGAGGAGAACUUGAGGGCGGAGCUGGCCAAGCAGUCCAUGACGGGCGAGAGGUACGACUACGUGGUGUUCACCGGUGCCGAUCUGCAGCAGCCCCGUCGAUUACGUAGCAUGGUUGCCCAUUUACAUGUUACGAUGGGUCACUUGAGCAACGAGCGCCUGGCCCGCAUGUUGGCGAUCGGCGGGGCAGCUCCCGGUGUCGUGGCCCUUGCCAGGGGGCUACAAUGCCAGGUCUGCGCCAUGGUUCGACCGCCACAGGCGCAACCGCAAGUGGCUUAUCAGAAACCGAAGGCCUUUAAUGAAAGAUUGUCGGGGGACACGUUUUUCAUUUGGGAUGCCUCUGGCCAAAAGUUCGCCGUGACCCACUUCAUUGAUGGCCUCACUGACUACCACGUGGGGGACCUGACGGAUGUCCCGGACUCCACGUUUGCUCGGGAGGUGCUUCAGGAUGUUUGGUACGCCGUUUUCGGGCCACCCGAUCUACUCAUCACGGAUGGUGGCCCGGAGUUUGCCGGGUCCGUGCAGGUGAUGAACGACUUGUUCUCGGUGGUGCACGAGGUGGUCCCGGAAGGGGCCAAGUGGAGGCUGGGUCACGCCGAGAGGCACGGCGCCAUUGUGAAGUUGAUGAUGAUGAAGAUGGUCAAGGCCUUGAACCUCAAGGGUGCGGCCGAGAUGCGGCGAGCAGCGGCCUCAGCCUUCGCGGCCAAGAACCGCACUUUGAACAAAGGAGGAGUUUCUCCUCUUCAGGCAGUGACCGGGAGGAACUCCAUGGUUCCAGGGUCGCUGAUGGAGCAACUGGCCAGCAGCAAGAUGCGGUUCCGAUACAACGAGGCCGCCACCGAGAAGGAGGCUGUGGCACGAGCCGAGAGGAUUCGGAUAGGGGCCUUGGAGGCGUUCCACUGGCUGGAUGCAAGUGAUGCCCUUCGACGGGCCCUGGCCUCGCGAUCGCGGCCUCCGCACUUGGAGGCUCUCAAAGAAGGGGCGAUUGUGUAUCUGUACGAGCCACCGGCCUCACGGAAAGGCUUGGCUCGCAGGAUGCAAGACAAUGUGAGCUGGGUUGGCCCAGGCGUGGUUGUCUGUGUGGAAAGGGACAAGCCAGUUCCCCAACGCAUCUGGGUGAGAUUGCGAGGGCGUGUUAAGGCCUAUCCCUUGGAGAAGGUCCGGCUGGCCACCACCGAGGAGAUGGUCAGCGCCGACUAUGUCACGCAGGCCCUCGAGGAUGUGACAAAGGAGCUCGAGGGCGGCCAGCUACGCGUUGAGGAGGCGGCCCCUGUUCCGGAGGCCAAUCAAGAGCUGGCCGAGGCAGCAUCGUCUUCGUCUUCGUCCUCCGACUCCGAGCAAGCGGCUGAGGACCCGGAGGAGGCACGGGCUCGAGUCGAACGACAACGUCUCUUAGACGAUUUGCCCUUCUCAGUGAAGCGAACGUUUGUGGAACGCCAGCAGGCAGCUUUGGAGCCCGGACAGGAGCCUCAUAACUUGGAGUUUGCCAAGAAGCAGCGGCUCUUUGAGUCGUUGGCGAAGUCUUUUGAUCCGCCGUCCACCUUGCAAGAGGCAGAGCUGCGAAAACAAAUGGAGGACAGCUACCAGAAGGUGCGUCGUGUGCGAAAGGCCAUCCUGGCAAAGCCUGCUGGAAAGGCUGGACGAGCCCGUGGGCCACGUACGGCUGGGCGCCAAGCUGAACGAGUGGUGGCUGCCACCGAGGUGACCUCCUCUGUGGAGCCAGUGGUGGAGAUGCAAGUGAGCGAGACAGUGGACCUGCCCCCUCACUUCUUUGCCCCCGGCGAGCUCGACGCCUUGAUCAAUGACACGUUGGGCCAUUGGACGUUGUGGUCGGCGCCCUCUUCCCAGGCUGAGGUUCAUGCCCUGCAGCAAGUGAGUGCCAAGGUGAUUGCGAAUGAGAUGGACGGUGUCACUGAGGUUACCACGGGGAAGGCGCGCAUUGAGUACAAGUGGUCUGGCCUCACGGAGCAAUGGCGUGAGGCCUUUGUGGAGCCUUUGAAGAAGGCGGUUGGCGUGUACUUGGAGCACAACGGCGUAAAGGGAGUUCCUGAAGGACAGUUGGUGGAUCCGUCCCGGGUGCUCUCCUCGAGGCUUGUGCUCACGAACAAAGGAGGCGCGUCCUUGGAGGACGCGGAGUUGAAGGCCCGUUGGAUAUUUGGCGGGCACCGCGAUCCAGACGCGGGAUUAUACCCCACGUGCUCGCCGACGACCAGUGUGCUGGGCCACAACCUCUUGAACUUUGUGGCAGUGCAGCUGGGUUGGACGGUGCACUACGAGGUCACGAAGUUUCUGUUGGCAGGCCUCGGGGACAAUAUGCGGCCGGACCUCAUCGAGCUGACCAAGGCCGGGUUUAGACUGCCGGAGAGCCCGCGGCUAUGGUACUUGGAGUACCGAGACACGAUUGAGCGCCUCGGGCUGAAGGAGCUGACGCUGGUGCCCGGGCUGUUUCGCGCUUUCGACGAUGGGGGAAAUCUAUGCGCCAUGGCCAGCAUUCAUGUGGAUGACACCCGAUAUGCCGGUGAUGAGUCCAGCAGUGUCAUUUGGGAUCAGCUGCACGAGGUGCUCAAGUUUGGGAAGCUGCGCAAGGCCACCGAAGGGUGGCAAAAGUUCUGCGGUCGGUGGGAACGCCAGUGCCCGACUACGAUGGAGAUGGAGUACUCCAUGACAGAGUACACGCGCAGCAUUCCUAUGCCAAAGGUGCGGACAAAAGCAGUCAAGGAGGAUCGAUCUGAGCCCUUGGAGUCCUCAGAAAGAUCCUCGAGCACAUCGUCCAGGCCAUUGGAGUCCACAGAGAGAUCCACGAGCACACCGUCCAGGCCCUUGGAGUCCACAGAGAGAUCCACGAGCACACCGUCCAGGCCGUUGGAGUCUUUAGAGAGAUCCUUGAGCACACCGCCCAGGCCGUUGGAGUCCCUAGAGAGAUCCUUGAGCACACCGUCCAGGUCGGCGCCAGAAGCCGACGAUGUACUGGGAUACCUUGAGGACCAAGUCAGUCAGUCCGACGUAUCCGAUGAGCUCACGGAGGGGGACCGCAAGGUGAUCGGGUCCAUUGUGGGUCAGCUAAACUGGGCGGGGAGGCAGUGUCGUUACGACUUGUGCUACGUGGCUUCUCUGGUGCAGCAACUAGCAGGACGGGGUCGCCUUGAAGCACUCAAGUGGUUGGCACACGGCGUACGCAGGGCCCAGGAGGACGUGGUGGUCAAGGUACGCCGACUUGGCUGCAAUUUGGCCGAUGUGAUUUUGCUCUCGGUGAGUGAUGCAGCUUAUGGUGCCAUGCCGGGGGGCUCAAUUCAAGGGGGCAUCAUCGUCAUGUUGGCGUCACCUGAUGUCUUGGAGGGCCCCGCUCCUGUUUGUCUUUUGGAGGGCACCAGCAACAAGAUACAUCGUGUGGUUCGAUGCUCUAUGUCGGCGGAGGUGUCCAGCUUGGCGACGGCUUAUGAGCACGGCGACUAUGUCCGCGCAGUCUUUGCCGAGUUGGUGGACAGCCGCUUCGAGUUGCAGCGAUGGAAGGUGUGCGCCGCGAAGUAUGCCCACAUCUUGGUUACAGAUGCCCGCACCGGCUAUGAUGCUUUAAGUGCUGAGACUCUGCCUUCGGAUCGCAAGAUCGCGAUUGAUGUGGCGGUCCUUCGGCAGGGGCUUCUGGAGGUUGACAACAACAGUUUGGUUCGCUGGGUUCCUGGGGCUCACAUGCCGUGUGACGGGCUUACCAAGUGGAACCACAACAAAGCCCUCACCCAAGUGAUGGUGGCCGGAGAAUGGUCGCUCAAAGACACCGAAGAAGCUCGCGAACUCCGCAAGUUUGCUGCCGAAAAGAGAGCAGCGUGGCGCCGUGGUCAGAAGGCAACGGCUUCCACUUUUCAGCAGUCUUGA